AUGCUUACCGCGACCCUCGGCCUCUUCAGGCCCCUCGUCGCAUCGGUUGCCGGGUCAUCGCGCGCCUUCUCCACCUCGCCCGUCGUCGAGGUCCUCAAGACCCACUCGGGCGCCAAGAAGCGCUGGCGUGUGACCGGCAGUGGUCUGUUCAAGCGCGGCCAGUGCGGCAAGCAGCACCUCAACACCUCGUUCUCGGCCUCGCGCAUCAACCGCCUCGGCAAGGCUGCGUACGCCAACAAGGCCCAGUCCAAGGUCCUCCGCCGCUUGUUGCCCAACGCCUAG
Messenger RNA from Apiotrichum porosum, 282 nucleotides. RefSeq lists its product as uncharacterized. The transcript has 4 exons. The record is from RefSeq and is a predicted model, not a curated record. Gene Ontology annotation, biological process: translation. Bases 1 to 282 code for a protein of 93 amino acids. Gene Ontology annotation, cellular component: ribosome; large ribosomal subunit. Lineage: Eukaryota; Fungi; Basidiomycota; Tremellomycetes; Trichosporonales; Trichosporonaceae. Gene Ontology annotation, molecular function: structural constituent of ribosome.